GCUCAGUUUGAGCAUGCGCAGCAUCCCAUCCGCGUUUAACCUGUGCGUGAGACCGAGAGAAGGAAAGCGCGUGCACAGACGGCGCGUCUCUGGCAGGUAAAUCACAGGAAAGAGGUGACAACAGAAGUGGUGUUUCCAUGCUGGCACACCAUGAAACCAGAAGAAGAGACGUCUCCUCGCGCCGCCCAACAUCCCGGGACUCAAAGGUCUGUGAUCUUCAGCAGCAGGUCAGACUGGGAGAGGAAGAAGAGGCUCUAUGUUCAUUCAGUAAUGAGACACAUGAAGGAGAAUCAAGAAGCACAUCAUGGUGUCGUGUCUGAGCUGCUGAGGAUGAUGAACCAUGUGGCUGAUGAGAGAGCGGACAGGGACGGGAGACGGUGGCAGCAUCCCUCCGACCUCACCCGCCGGAAUUACCAGAGUCGCUUUGGUGCAAAACUGGAGAUGACGCUCCGAGAAUGGCAACACAAUAACUAUGGCUCGCAUAAACGCUUUCACAAAGUUCCCGAACAGUUUGAAAGAAGUGACUGCUCUGGGGUUUAAAACCUCACUUGUUGGCCAUUUUCAGAUAUGCGUGACCUCGUGGUGGCGGCAUUCAUGAGCGCUGUUCGCUGCAGUGAGGUGUAACCGUGCUUUUGAACGUUUGUCUCCCUCUGGUGUCGUCAAUAAGAGGACGGUCUCCAUCUUUGUGUGCUGCUGGGUGCUUG
Messenger RNA from Archocentrus centrarchus (flier cichlid), 704 nucleotides. RefSeq names its product askopos (gene s100pbp). Gene Ontology annotation, molecular function: calcium-dependent protein binding. Lineage: Eukaryota; Metazoa; Chordata; Actinopteri; Cichliformes; Cichlidae. The record is from RefSeq and is a predicted model, not a curated record. Bases 151 to 540 code for a protein of 129 amino acids. The transcript is spliced from 5 exons.